This is a messenger RNA of Colletes gigas, 760 nucleotides long. RefSeq lists its product as uncharacterized. Lineage: Eukaryota; Metazoa; Arthropoda; Insecta; Hymenoptera; Colletidae. The coding region runs from base 44 to 760 and encodes 238 amino acids. The transcript is spliced from 5 exons. The record is from RefSeq and is a predicted model, not a curated record.
GCAUCUCUCCGCGGUACUGAUCUUGGUCUCUUGCCAUGCAUUUAUGCACGGGGAAGUCAAUGGGGAACAGAGCAUCGACAUCGAGGAUUAUGACACCAAAGGUGGAAUGCUUGUUGGAUUCCUUGAGAAACUUAAGGAUACCCUGAAGACCGGAAAUCAAGACUUGGGCAUUCCCGUUCUCGAUCCUCUUCAAAAGGAGCACGUGAACGUGGACUUGAACGCGAAAGGAGUGAUCGAAUUGAAAGGAGCGUUGGAUAAUUUUCGCGUGCACGGUUUAUCCUCGUAUACCGUGAAUCAGGGAGACUUCAAGCUGGCUGGAUUUCUAGCAAACAUCAGUCUUACGUGGAACGAGAUCGAUCUUAUGACCAAAUACAACGUAAACGGAAAACUCGCCGAUUUAAUAUCCAUCUACGGAGACGGAAUUAUUAUGGUUCAAGGUAAAGAUCUUACGGUAAAGGUAGACGUGAAACUGAGCAUAAACGAUGAGAGGAAAUUGUAUGUUAAAAACCUGAGCUUGCACGUUCAUUUGAAACAACUUCAAUUUCAAAUCACCGGAUUGAAUAACGACGCAGAACUCUCGAAACUCGUGAGCAGCAUCGUUUCCGAUAUAACGCCACAACUGAUCGAGGACUACCAAGAACAACUCUCGCAAACCGUCAGCCCGCUCGUUAUCAACGAGUUGAACCAACUCCUCAAGGACAUGACGCUGGAUAAAUUGAUAGAUAUAAUAACUGGUAAAUCUUCACCGGCGUUGAGUUAA